AUGUCUUUGGCACUAUCAUUAACCGUUUCUACCUUCAUCCUCGCCGCUUUGGCGGACACAUCUCCGAAAGAGGUGUUAUGGAGCAACAAAACCUUUGGUCCGGAUGGCCCUUGGCGCGCAGUCAAAACCAACAUAGGCGGAAAAGAAAUAAGCCUCUUUCCGGGAACCAAUUGGGAGACAUGGCUGAUUGAAGAUGAUUACUGCGGUGAUGGGACCUGUUAUGCCUCCGAGGCUGGAACACACAACAGAAACACCUCUGGAAAGACUGGUAAUAUCAGCUUUUCCUCCGACUUCGCCUACUUCCAGCUUGGUAUGAACGUGGGGGGUGGCGAUUCGAUGCGUUAUGUGGACGACAUCGAGAUUAAUGGAGUUACCGUGACCAAUGCGAGUCUUGCCCUCAUCAAAUCUCCCACCUCCAAAGUCAGGUAUCCUGGGAUGACGGCACCGUUCUUUGCUGGCUGCUUGAGUGUGGGAAGCCGGGGCGGCGCGUAUCAGUAUUUCAGCUCAUCAAUCAAAGGCGACGGCCAAGUCAAGACCAGCAUGCCUCCCGGGUUUUUAUGGGAUCAGGGCUACACGCCGUCCAACUCUUUCGGCUUGCACAUCGGCUCGGUGGAACCUGAUCUCGCAGGCUCCCUCUGGUACGGCGGGUAUGACAGGAACCGCGUUGUGGGUGAUGCCAUCACCAAUGAACGCGAUUUCAAGGACGCUGUCACCACUCUGCAGGAUAUUGGGAUUGAUGUCAUUAACGGAAAGUCACCCUUCGAUUUCAACUCUACCAAGCCAGGUCUCCUUGCUCAGGGGAACUCGUCAAUGCCCAACGAGUUCAAGGUUAUGAUUGACGGCUGCUCCCCCUAUCUGACCUUGCCUAAGACGACUUGCGACAAUAUUGCCAGCUACCUCCCUGUCACCUUUAAUCAGACGCUUGGCCUCUACCUCUGGAAUACAAGCUCAGAAAAAUACAAGAAAAUAAUCCCUUCAGCCACGGCUUUGAGCUUUUCGUUCACGUCCAGCGGCAACUCCAACCCGAUCAAGAUUCGCGUCCCGUUCAUGCACCUCAACUUGACUCUUACAGCACCUCUGGUCGACACUCCCACGCAAUACUUCCCGUGCCAUGUAAAUGAAGGGGGGGAAUAUGUUCUCGGCAGGGCAUUUCUACAGGAUGCAUUUCUCGGAGGGAAUUGGGACUCCGACGUGAACAAAUGGUGGCUGGCUCAGGCGCCAGGUCCGAACAUUCCAUAUACUCCGAAUGUUUUGCAGAUCGCAACCACAGACACGACUAUCAGGAAGGGCGACACCAGCUGGGAAGAUUCAUGGAAAGGUGUAUGGACGGAAGCCGACACGACCAAUGGCGAUUCUACAACAAGCGAUGAUAAUGGAGGAGGUUUGUCGACCGGAGCAAAGGCCGGAAUCGGUGCCGGUGUGGGAGUUGUUGGCUGCCUGCUCCUACUUGGCGCCGUCUAUUUCUGGAAACGACGACAGGAGAGCCAAAACCAAGGCCAGGACGAGGGCCAAAUCGAGGAUCAGAGCAACAGCCAGCCAUAUCCUCAGUAUUACGAUCCCCCGAAGAUCCAGGAGCUGCAAUCACCGCCGCUCUACGACUCCAACAUGUCUUCAAGUUGGCAGUCUCCCUCGCCGAGCCAAGCAACAAGUGAGUUGCUGGGUUCGCGGCCGGCACCACCUGAGUUGACAGGGUCGGAGCCGCCACCGAGUGAACUGCAUACUUCAGAGAGGAUCCAUGAGAUGGCAUAG
Clonostachys solani is the source of this 1749-nucleotide messenger RNA. The record is from the annotation of a GenBank genome assembly. Lineage: Eukaryota; Fungi; Ascomycota; Sordariomycetes; Hypocreales; Bionectriaceae.